UUUUUUCCUGACAAGUAUAUAUGGCUUCUGUGUUUACUGUUAGCUAGUCAGAGCUCUUUCUUACCUAAAAGUCAAGAUGUUCCGGGAAUCUGUCAGUCCUUUUCGUUCGCAUUAACUUAUACUUAACACAUAUAUAGGUAUAACAAAGAAUCGAUAAACUAUUUCAAGAUUGAUUUUCAUCAUCACUUUUUUCCGUCUACUGUAAAAGAAGAGGGCGCUUCAUCUGUAACUCCUGCUGAAGGUCAUCUUGAAGUUCAGUGAAGGUCCACGUCAAAGGGGGCAGCCAUGGUGUUGAUUCUGGGCAGAAGGAUGAUCAGAGAGGAGUCUGAGAUAAGAGACUCGCCGGCUGUCAAACGCAAGGUCUUUGAAGUUGACCCCAAAACGUUAGCCAGCCAGGACUUCUUGGACUUCUGUUCCGGCUCAUCCCACUCGGACGGCAUCCUGCAGGUGUUCAAUGAGUUUCGCGACUGCCGCCUGUUCACCGAUGUUGUCAUCAGCGUGCAGGGCCGGGAGUUCCCGUGCCAUCGCGCCGUGCUCUCCGCCUGCUCCUCCUACUUCCGAGCCAUGUUCUGCAACGACCACCGCGAGAGCCGCGAGAUGCUGGUGGAGAUCAACGGCAUCCUGGCCGAGGCGAUGGACUCCUUCCUCGCCUACGUCUACACCGGCCGCGCCAAGAUCACCACGGACAACGUCCAGUUCCUUCUUGAGACCUCCAGCCUCUUCCAGAUCUACACGCUGCGCGACGCUUGCGCCAAGUUCCUGGAGGACCAGCUGGACCCGUGCAACUGCCUGGGCAUCCAGCACUUCGCCGACACGCACGCCCUGAAGCAACUAGCCGGCCGCUGCCGCAGUUACGUGCUGGCCAACUUCUCCGAGGUGGCUCAGCAUGAAGAGUUCCUCGGCCUGCGCAAGGAAGAGCUGGAGGAGUACACCGGCAGCGACGAGCUGGCCAUCGGGAAGGAGGAGGUGGUGUUUGAGGCGGUGAUGAGAUGGGUGUACCACAACGUGGAGCAAAGAAAGCCCAUGCUCAAGGCCCUGCUGCAAAAUGUGCGCCUGCCCCUUUUGCACCCCAACUACUUCGUCCAGACGGUGGAGGGAGACCAGCUCAUCCAGAAUGCCCCCGAGUGCUACCUGCUUCUCCACGAGGCGAGACGCUACCACGUGCUGGGGAAUGAAAUGAUGUCACCUAGAACUCGUCCACGCAGGUCGACUGGCUACUCCGAGGUGAUUGUGGUGGUGGGGGGUUGUGAGAGAUUGGGGGGCUUCAACCUGCCAUACACUGAAUGCUAUGAACCAGUCACGGGAGAGUGGAAAUCGCUGGCCAAACUACCCGAGUUCACCAAGUCGGAGUAUGCCGUCUGCGCCCUCCGCAACGACAUUCUGGUGUCAGGUGGCCGUAUCAACAGCAGAGACGUGUGGAUGUAUAACUCCCAGCUCAACCUGUGGAUCAGGGUGGCUUCUCUUAACAAAGGCCGCUGGAGACACAAGAUGGGCAUCCUUCUGGGGAAGGUCUACGCCGUCGGCGGCUAUGAUGGGCACAGCCGCCUGAGUAGUGUGGAGUGCUACGACUCCUUCUCCAACCGCUGGACCGAGGUGGCCCCCAUGAUGGAGGCAGUGAGCUCUCCGGCUGUGGCCAGCUGUGCUGGCAAGCUCUUUGUCAUUGGAGGAGGGCCCGACGACGACACCUGUUCAGACAAGGUUCAGUGCUACGACCCGGAGACGGACUCCUGGUUGUUGCGGGCCAACAUCCCCAUCGCCAAGCGCUGCAUCACCGCGGUGUCCCUCAACAACCUGAUCUACGUGUCCGGCGGUCUCACCAAGUCCAUAUUCUGCUACGACCCCGUGGAGGACUACUGGAUGCACGUGGUCCACACCUUUAGCAAACAGGAGAGCUGCGGCAUGUCGGUGUGCAACGGCAAGAUUUUCAUCCUGGGCGGCAGAGGGGAAACCGGCGAGGCAACAGACAACAUCCUGUGCUACGACCCGUCGACCGGCAUCAUCACCGGCGUGGCGGCCAUGCCGCGGCCCAUCUCUUACCACGGCUGUGUCACCAUCCACCGCUACAAUGACAAACACAACAAGCGCUGAGCUUUGAGCAGGCACGCGGACACGCACGCACGCACACGCACACUCAAAAACUUGCAUGCACGACACAAUUCCACCCGUCUUUAUAACAGGCGUGUUAAGUUGCUCAGUUCACAGCCGCUGAGCUCAUUUACUGUCUCACAGCGUCACGUAGCAACACUCGUUGUGGUGCUGUGAAUCAUUUGCAGUUGUGUACCACAGUUAUUGCCCUUCUGUGGAAAUGUGGUUUAUAACGGCUUUAGCCUGAGCUCAAUUGGCGUCAGAUCCAAGUGGCACAUUGGCUUUGCAUGAGCAGUAAUGGCACAAGUUGGGAAGUAAAUAAACUAAUUAUGAUAAUGGUAAACUAAAGGAAAGAUAAGAAUAUAAAAGCUGAAAUUGUCACUGGAGUAUGAAUAGAUUAGAGAUUGAUGGACUGUCCUUGACAUUAGGAUCACUUAUCUGUGGAAAAAAUAUUUUAAACUCCUGUUUCAACGGCAAUAUUUUACCACAUAAACUCAAUUAUUGAUACACAAAUCAAUAUUUAGGAAAGUUUCUAUCUGACAAUUAGUUAAUUGUUUUUUCCCUAACUCCAUUUAAAUCAAUUGAUGUAAUACGACCUGGAAGUGCAGAACUCUUAAUACCAUUAUCACGUUUUAAUAAUUAAUUUUAUUAUUAUAGUGAUUACAAGUGAUUUUUAAUUGAACUUGUGCUUUUAUUACUGUGCAAAGUCACUCCACACUUGAAUCCGGGUUACUGAUGAGCUGAAAUUAAUUCGGAUAGUGCUGAUGAACAAAAAAUUUGCCAUAGGACCAAAAAGCAUUAAAAAAAAUGGUACAACAAUGAAACAUGAAUUACUUGCAUACAGAAGAAUAAUUGUAUGAAUCUGUUUUUCACUGGCAAACGAGUGGCCAGGCGAGAAAUAACCAUUGAAGCAAUGCACUCCAUGCUGAUAUUUACACACGGCACUUAAAGCGCUUGACUCCCGUUUUUUAAACUAUUUUCCUCAAAAGUGACCUGAUCAAAAUGUGGGAAACAGUCAGACAGUUGUUCUUUGACAGAACCAGUGGUUGUUGAUGUCACCCGUUGACCUUGAGCAGGGCAAAGAGAGGAGAUAACGAGCGGAGGCUUCAUCCUAAUAUUGGAUUAUAGCCUUUUUGCCCUGCCCCUGUUUACUUUUUGCCAUAUCACAUCUCAUAUCACCUUAUUAGUUUCCUAUUUAGCUUUAUCUUUGAUCCACUGAAUUAUUAUUAUUAAGCACAUUUUUUAUUGCUGACCUUUUUAUUAAGUUAUAUUUGUGUCUUUUUUACAUCUGGAUGUUUACUGUAUUGUACUUAGCUUUAGUGUCUAUUUAAAAUCAAUGUUGGAUUGUUUGUAUUCUGAGAUUUGUGGCUGGUGUUAUAGAUUUGAGAAGCCUUUUUGGAACAAACUCAAAGACUGCUCAGAAUAAGCGGUGUGCGUGUAUUGUAUGCAUGUGUGUGACUUUCAGCACUCGGUCUGGAUGUAGGAGCUUUGCACCAACAUCUGUUAACUCAAGUUUUCACACAGAUGUGUGGCACAUCUCGCCGGUGCACUUACGUGUAAAGGUGUAACUCGGGGUACCAUAGUUACCUCCACAUGUGCAUCUGUGUGUUUACUGGUCCGCUAAGGUGGUGUGUACAGCACGUCUACACCUCGGACAUAAAAAGUACUUUGGUUGACGUGGCUCAUGGUCAGUAAAAGUCACAUUUUACUACAGUAGAUGGGGGAUAUUGCUGUGAAUAUAACAUUUAAUGUUUUCUUUGUUAAACGUGUAUUUAAAUGCCUCUUUUUUGUGUAAUUUGAAUCUGUAAAAUGGUAUGGUGUGAUCCUUUUUUUUUUUUUUACUGUAUCAGUAAAUAUUCUUUGCUUUCAUGUGACAUAUGGAAGGACCUGACAGGUCUCCCUGUUGGCCUAUACCUGCUAUGAUUGUCCAGAAAAAACUAUGGAAAGAAAAAAAUGUUGAAUGGGAGUGAGAGAAAUCAAAAAAGGGUGAGAUCCAUGCGUUUCUACCUUUGUUGCUGACGGUGUACCUUGUAUAGUGCAAAGCAUGAGAACACACUGACAGCCCAGGGAUUUUGGCUUAAACCCUCCCCCAUGCAUUUUGGUUCUUGGUCUGAACUUUAACCCGAAGCACAGACUGUGAAAAAAUAUACUCAGACCUGUCUAGUGUUCACUCAGGAUCCCAAAAAGAGAAGGCAAGGGGGCAAGAAUGUGGUAAAGCAAAAGAGUGAGAUCAAUAGUGACGAGAGAGAGAAGUUGAGUGUGUGUGUGUGUGUGUGUGUGUGUCUGUGAUUUUCUGUAUUUACACAUAACAUGUUAUGCUGAUUUCAAGAUUUUUAUUAUUAGCUAUGUAGAAGACUUCAUAAACUGUUUGCUUUGAUAAGAUUAUUCAUUGUUUUUUGCCGUCAAGUUUUUUUUUUUUUACCCGUGUGCUGAGUUCUAGGAUUCUUUGUAAUUUCCCCUCGCAUGAUCGGAAAUGCUGAGCAUUAAAAGUUAAUCGAUUGGAUUUUUAAGUGAAUGCAGAUUUAAACCAUGGUGGAUUUCAUUCAAAGGGGACUUUGUUAAAUGUCAAUGGGUGUUUUGCAUUUGUGUGCGAGACGGAGGGCUUAAAUGUGUUUUUUGCAGAAUGCUGCCAUAUGUGCCUAAAUAUAAGAAAAUGGGAUGGGGAAUCAAAUUGUACCAUUUUAAUAACAACGUUUCUCAUUGUAUGUAUGAUUUGAUAUAUUAACACACCUUUCUCCUUGGACGCUAUUCUUCUAACUGUGAGAAAGCUUUAAACUGUUUGUUAAAUGCAGAAUAUGGGCUGUGGUUGAACUUUGUAAGAGGAACAUCAAUAAAGUUUUCUUUCCAUACAUA
Pungitius pungitius (ninespine stickleback) is the source of this 4938-nucleotide messenger RNA. It is a transcript of the gene klhl24a, whose product is annotated as kelch-like family member 24a. Gene Ontology annotation, molecular function: protein binding. NCBI's taxonomy places the organism in Eukaryota, Metazoa, Chordata, Actinopteri, Perciformes, Gasterosteidae. The transcript is spliced from 8 exons. The record is from RefSeq and is a predicted model, not a curated record. The coding region runs from base 286 to 2088 and encodes 600 amino acids.